AGCAAGCUGUCAGGAAACCGAAGGAGCCGCGGCGGCUGAAGCAGGAAAGGAGCGUGGCGGUAGCUAACAGGCGUAAUAAUAAUCCGCACGGCGCGAUAGCCCCAGGAAGAGCGGGAGGCGCCCUCUGGCUAAGUGGCCGCACCGGCAUCAUCGCCCCCCCCCCCGGUUCGGUCCCCGAGCACUGGACGGUUCUUUUAUAAGAUGGGAACUCUAACUGCACUUAUUGGAAUAUGGGUGAGCUUCUCCCUAGUAAAAGCAGAUUCAAAAGCAGUGACGACUUCUUUGACUACUAAGUGGUUUUCCACGCCUUUAUUACUUGAAGCAAGUGAAUUUUUAGCAGAAGAAGGUCAAGAGAAAUUUUGGAGCUUUGUUGAAACCUGUCAGGACUUUGGAUCAUCUAAUCAUGAUGGUACUGAUUAUUCCUCAUACUAUGCAAUGCUGCAAGCAGCUUCCCAGAAUCUUUCACCUUUGCAACAGAACUUGUUGAAAUUUGCCUUGUCUUUGCGCUCUUAUUCAGCUACAGUUCAAGCCUUCCAGCAGAUAGCAGCUGAUGAGCCCCCACCAGAGGGAUGUAAUGCCUUUUUUGUUGUACAUGGAGAGAAGACUUGUGAAUCUGAUGAACUCAAAAUGCUUCUACAAACAGCUUCAGAAAGGCCAAAGCCUUUUAUAUUCAAAGGCGACCACAAAUACCCCGUUUCAGACCCUGAAAGUCCUGUGGUAAUCUUGUAUGCUGAGAUUGGCUCUGAGGAGAUGUCUAGAUUUCACAGACUACUUGUAUCAAAAGUCAAUGCUGGAGAAAUCACCUACAUUCUUAGGCAUUACAUUUCUAAUCCAAGUAAAGAAAGAGUCUACCUGUCAGGCUAUGGUGUGGAGCUGGCCAUUAAAAGCACAGAAUAUAAGGCCAAGGAUGAUACCCAGGUGAAAGGUGCAGAUGUGAACGCAACAGUAAUAGGUGAAAAUGACCCCAUUGAUGAAGUGCAGGGAUUUCUAUUUGGAAAACUGAGGCAGUUGCACCCCAACUUGAAAGAAGAACUGAAAGAACUAAGAAAACAUCUUGUUGAAAGCACCAAUGAAAUGGCACCCUUAAAAGUGUGGCAAUUACAAGAUCUGAGCUUCCAAACUGCUGCCCGUAUUCUGGCUGCUCCUACGGUGGAUGCUUUGAUGGUCAUGAAAGAUCUAAGUCAGAAUUUUCCCACAAAGGCUAGGGCAAUAACAAAAACAGUUGUUUCUUCAGAACUCAGAUCAGAAAUUGAAGAGAACCAAAAGUACUUCAAAGGAACCUUAGGUUUACAGUCUGGGGAUUCUGCCCUGUUCAUCAAUGGGCUGCACAUAGAUCUAGACACACAGGACAUAUUUAGUUUGUUUGAUGUCUUGAGGAAUGAAGCUCGUGUUAUGGAAGGGCUGCAUAGUUUGGGAAUCGUUGGCCUUUCCAUGCACAAUGUGUUAAAGCUGAACAUCCAGCCAUCGGACUCUGACUAUGCUGUAGAUAUCAGAAGUGCUGCUAUUUCAUGGAUCAAUAAUCUUGAAGUUGACAGCAGAUACAAUUCUUGGCCUUCCAGUGUCCAGGAGCUGCUGCGCCCUACUUUCCCUGGUGUAAUCAGACAAAUAAGGAAAAACUUCCAUAAUUUUGUACUCAUCGUAGACCCGUCCCAUGAGAGCUCGGCGGAAUUGCUUAGCGUGGCUGAAAUGUUCCUUAGUAACCACAUACCAUUGAGGAUUGGACUGGUUUUUGUGGUUAAUGACUCUGAAGAUGUUGAUGGUUUACAAGAUGCUGGGGUCGCCCUCCUUCGAGCCUACAAUUACGUUGCACAAGAAGUUGAUAAUAAUUUUGCCUUCCAGACGGUUAUAUCUAUAUACAACAAAGUAAAUACAGGAGAAAAACUCAAAGUGGAGCAUGUCGUUAGUGUUCUUGAGAAGCAGUAUCCUUAUGUAGAAGUGAACAGCAUCUUAGGAGUUGAUUCUGCUUAUGAUCACAAUAGGAAGGAAGGACGUGGCUACUAUGAACAGACAGGUGUGGGACCCUUACCUAUUGUGCUUUUCAACGGAAUGCCCUUUCAAAAGGAACAACUAGAUCCCGAUGAACUAGAAACUGUGACAAUGCAUAAAAUACUAGAAACCACCAGCUUUUUCCAGAGGGCUGUGUAUUUGGGUGAAUUAUCAAAUGAUCAAGAUGUGGUUGAAUAUAUCAUGAGCCAGCCUAAUGUUGUUCCAAGAAUCAACUCACGGAUCUUGAUGUCUGACAGAGAGUACCUAGAUUUAACCGCAACUAAUAAUUUCUUUGUGGAUGAUUAUGCUAGAUUUACAUUCAUGGAUUCCAAGCACAAGACAGCUGCUGUAGCCAACAGCAUGACCUACAUGACCAAGAAAGGCAUGUCCUCCAAGGAAAUUUAUGAUGAUUCUUUUGUUAGACCGGUGACUUUCUGGAUUGUGGGAGACUUUGACAAGCCAUCUGGAAGGCAGCUUUUGUAUGAUGCUAUCAAACACCAGAAAUCCAGUAACCAUGUCCGGAUUGGCGUGAUCAGCAACCCCAGUGAAGACCCAACCAGCGACAACACAAUCAUUGCUAGGGCUAUAUGGGCAGCCUUACAGACACAAACAUCUAACAAUGCCAAGAACUUCAUCACAAAAUUAGCUAAGGAAGAGAAUGCAAAGUUGCUGGAGGCUGGAGCUGAUAUUACGGAAUUUGCGGUUGGAGGUAUGGAUAUUGAUAUUUUCAAGGAAGCCUUUGACUCUCCUAAAGUGGAUUUUGUCCUUUCACAUGCCAUGUACUCCAGGGAUGUUCUUAAACUGAAAAAAGGGCAGAGGGCAGUGAUCAGCAAUGGCAGGAUCAUUGGGCCAUUGGAAGAUGGUGAGCUUUUUAACCAGGAUGACUUUCACUUGCUGGAGAAUAUUAUUUUAAAGACUUCUGGGCAGAAAAUAAAAUCUCACGUUCAGGAACUAGGAGUGGAGGAAGAUCUCGCAAGUGAUCUUGUAAUGAAGGUGGAUGCUCUUCUGUCUGCUCAGCCAAAAGGAGAGGCAAGAAUUGAAUACCAUUUCUUUGAGGACCGAUACAGCGCAAUUAAAUUAAGACCAAAGGAAGGAGAGACAUAUUUUGACGUCGUGGCUGUUGUAGACCCUGCUACCAGAGAUGCACAAAGACUUGCUCCACUACUAAUGGUAUUGAAUAAACUAAUAAACAUGAACCUCAGAGUUUUUAUGAAUUGCCAGUCCAAACUCUCUGACAUGCCUUUGAAAAGUUUUUAUCGCUACGUUUUGGAGCCAGAAAUAACUUUCAGUGCAGAGAAACUCUUCGUUCCUGGCCCCGUAGCCAAAUUCUUGGAUAUGCCCCAGUCCCCCUUGUUUACUUUGAAUCUAAACACGCCUGAGAGCUGGAUGGUGGAGUCUGUAAGGACACCAUAUGAUCUUGACAACAUUUAUUUAGCGGAGGUGGAGAGUGUUGUGGCAGCUGAGUAUGAGUUAGAGCACCUCCUUUUGGAAGGGCACUGCUAUGAUAUCACGACAGGGCAGCCCCCGCGAGGUCUCCAGUUCACACUGGGAACAUCAACAAACCCUGUGGUUGUCGACACCAUUGUUAUGGCCAAUUUAGGCUACUUCCAGCUGAAAGCCAAUCCUGGUUCCUGGUUUCUGAGACUUAGAAAGGGAAGGUCUGAUGAUAUCUACAGAAUUUACAGCCACGAUGGUACAGAUUCUCCACCAGAUGCCAGCGAUGUUGUUGUUGUUAUCAACAACUUCAAGAGCAAAAUUAUUAAAGUGAAGGUUCAGAAGAAAUUGGAUAUGCUGAAUGAAGAUUUGCUAAGUGAUGGAACAAACGAUAACGAAUCUGGAUUUUGGGAAUCUCUUAAAUGGGGCUUCACGGGCGGACAGAAGAAAGAAGAGGUGAAGCAGGAGAAGGAUGAUGUGAUCAACAUAUUUUCUGUGGCAUCAGGGCAUCUAUAUGAGAGAUUUCUCCGGAUAAUGAUGCUAUCUGUGCUGAAACACACACAAACUCCAGUGAAGUUCUGGUUCCUGAAGAACUAUUUGUCACCUACAUUUAAGGAAUUCAUCCCAUAUAUGGCUGAAAAAUACAAUUUCCAGUAUGAACUAGUCCAAUACAAAUGGCCACGGUGGCUUCACCAGCAAACAGAGAAGCAGCGCAUCAUCUGGGGUUACAAAAUCCUUUUUCUGGAUGUGCUGUUCCCCCUUGCCGUUGAUAAAUUCCUGUUUGUAGAUGCUGACCAGAUUGUGCGUACAGACCUCAAGGAGCUAAGGGACUUCAACUUGGACGGGGCCCCUUACGGUUACACACCGUUCUGUGAAAGUCGCAGAGAGAUGGACGGAUACAGAUUCUGGAAAUCGGGAUACUGGGCAAGUCACUUGGCAGGAAGAAAAUACCACAUCAGUGCUCUCUAUGUUGUGGAUUUGAAGAAGUUCCGGAAGAUCGCUGCUGGGGAUCGGCUUAGAGGACAAUAUCAAGGCCUUAGUCAGGAUCCCAACAGUCUCUCCAACCUUGAUCAGGACUUGCCAAACAACAUGAUCCACCAGGUGCCCAUUAAAUCACUCCCGCAGGAGUGGCUUUGGUGUGAAACGUGGUGCGAUGAUGCUUCGAAGAAAAGAGCAAAAACCAUUGAUCUGUGCAAUAACCCAAUGACCAAAGAGCCAAAGCUGCAGGCGGCGAUGAGAAUCGUCCCUGAGUGGCAGGACUACGAUCAAGAAAUUAAGCAGCUUUUUAGGCAUUUCCACAAAGAAAAAGAAUCGGGAACGCUUUUUGAGACAAAUGAAACUAAACCACAAAGUCGAGAAGAAAUGGCAGCGCAUGUGGAAUUAUGAUCUAUGGUGACCCACCAUGUGAGACUAUUUCAUAGACAAAUUUUCUAUCAAAUGCUAGUUUUUUUCUAGUAUGUUUGCAAGACUGCUAAGAAAAACUGAAGGGGAGGGUGACAAGCUGUAUUAAACACGAUUCAAAUUUGAUUUUGGCUGAUGGAAUAGAAUCUGGAUGAUUGGGAUUAGAGGAACUAUCUUUCUUUACACCUGCAAGAGAUGGAGGAGCCCACAGAGGAAUAUAGAAUUUUGGAAAUGAUUGAUGUAUGCUGAAAAGCAGCAAGUCUCUUCAUCUAUUUUUUGGCUACUGCACCACUGGACAUCAAGAUCUGGGUCACCUCUGCCUUUCUCAGGAGCCCAGAGGAAAGGUACCACUCAGAGAGGGUAAAACACUGAGAAUACACAGGCACUUCCUUCCUUUGUGGACUGAGGUAGGGCCAACUCUUUCAGGUUUGAACAGGGCUUGUUAUCAUGCCUUGAAUUGAAUUACACAGGUAUAGAUGUCAAAUGGAUUCAGGUUUUUUUUUUUAAAAAAAAGAAAAUAACACCUUCACUUUUGGAAGAAGAACUACAGUUCCUUCUAUUUAAAAUGCAUUGUGAAUAACUCAUUCGUUGUAAGGCAAAAUUUCAGAGCAACCCACCCAACUUCAAGAAAUAUACAUUACAAAUGAAUGCAUAUUUUAAUGAAGCAAACAGUGUGUGGCAUCUAAUACUUUUUUCAUUGCAGACCUAAGAGAGUUGUUAGUGAAGAUUGCAAAAUUAAUAGGGCAUUAAGACUUCUGUGAUUUUGUGGCUCUCAUGAAUGUACUUUUGUUUAUGCAAAUCUGUGGAAGCUUUUUGAUUUUGUAAGUUUCAUAAGUUUGUUUUCCCUCAAACACAAGAGUGAUUUCAGGUCAAUAAAGCCUUAGAGUUCCUA
Messenger RNA from Lacerta agilis (Sand lizard), 5713 nucleotides. RefSeq names its product UDP-glucose glycoprotein glucosyltransferase 1 (gene UGGT1). The transcript is spliced from 41 exons. Gene Ontology annotation, molecular function: UDP-glucose:glycoprotein glucosyltransferase activity. The record is from RefSeq and is a predicted model, not a curated record. Lineage: Eukaryota; Metazoa; Chordata; Lepidosauria; Squamata; Lacertidae. The coding region runs from base 202 to 4806 and encodes 1534 amino acids. Gene Ontology annotation, cellular component: endoplasmic reticulum.